Messenger RNA from Cephus cinctus (wheat stem sawfly), 6717 nucleotides. It is a transcript of the gene DopEcR, whose product is annotated as G-protein coupled receptor 52. Gene Ontology annotation, molecular function: G protein-coupled receptor activity; peptide binding. The transcript is spliced from 8 exons. Lineage: Eukaryota; Metazoa; Arthropoda; Insecta; Hymenoptera; Cephidae. Gene Ontology annotation, biological process: G protein-coupled receptor signaling pathway. The record is from RefSeq and is a predicted model, not a curated record. Bases 1520 to 2470 code for a protein of 316 amino acids. Gene Ontology annotation, cellular component: membrane.
AAUAUGUCCAUUAAAGAUGGCAGUGUUUUAUAACAUGGAGGUUGGAUGCUGCGUGGACCGAGAAAGUCUUUGUAAUAUCACCUGGGCCAUCCCGACUGGUGACUCUUGGAAUCUUAUCAGUUUUCAGGAUUAUUAUGAAUUGUUUCGUUAUUCUUAUCAAUCAUGACUCCAAAUGCACCGUAGAAAGUGUUAAAUUAUUUCUACGAGAUAUUCCGGUACUUUCGAUUUCCCGAAUCUCUAGCUCUUGCUGCUACAUCAUGAAUUUUUUUACUAUGUUUAUUUCCUAGUUUUAAUAAUGCAUCCCGGAUAGCACACAGUGUUCUAAGAAUAUUCGUUACAUGACCUAAUAUUUUUCUGACAAAAUAUACUUAUAAAACGAUCUACGAAAAUUUAUGGCACAUUGACGCCUAGUGUAGAAAAAAAAGUUUUUCAGAUAUUUCUACAAAUACUCUUUGAAUAUUCCUUUUGCGUAGCUGUUCAAUGAUUCUUAAAACUUUGUGAUACGAAUGUGUUACCUCAGUACCAGCAUCAUUGCCUAUACAUAUAUUGAUUGUUAACAUUAACUAUAUCUGUGCGUAAAAUUUUCGAGUAAUCCUGUGAGAUCCGAGUGCAAUCUCGAGGGCACAUCUUUCUUAGAUUUUUUUUUAAUUGUGAAAGAACUUUUAUGAUAGUGUCUUGUGAUCUGAUAAAAUACAUGACAAUGUGGAUCAGGUAGCGCCGUACGCAGAGCGGGAAACAAAUGUCGUCACGUGUACCAGAGUGGCACGUAGUCUGUUUCUAAUUAUUCCCAACUAAUGUACUGUGCCUUUAUGUGGUUCGAUACAAGUGAACAUUUGAGUAAUAAUCUGAUCCAAAAGAUCAGAAGAAAAAAUAUUCCCUUUCAGAAGGAACAACACAGUGCCAAAAUACAAAGCAUCUAAAAGUUCCUGAUACAGAAAAAAAAGUUGCUAAAUUAACUAAUACGUUUGCAGAAUUAGCAAUGUUAAAAAUUUUCAAUUAAAAUUUGCAAAAGUAUGCCAAUUAAUUAUAACGUAUCAUAAUAACAAUUGAUGUUAGAAGUACAUCCUAUAAAUUUUUAAAUGAAGUUCAGUACCCACAAGAAUUUUAUCCUGAUCGAUCACAACAGAUUUCUAAUAGUUCAAGCGAAAAUAAGAUGGAAACUUUCAGAAGCAGAUACCAAGUUGAAUUAAUGAUAGCAGAACUGGUUAAAUUUAAAAUCUCAGCAAGUGCCUAAUGACUUAGCUACUGUAUUAGCUAUUAUACGCCAAGCAAAAUCCCUCUAGCCGGGGAUCGAUCGCCAGCGAGUCUCGAAGGUCAAGACUGGCCGUCGCAUAAGUAGCUAGCACGAAGAUCGUGGGAAAGAUCGAGCUUGCAGUAGGCGUGCGGGUGAGAGGGCGAGUGGUUAAGCUUGCAGCUGGAAGCACAGUAAAAACGGAGAGGAAGCCGUCGUGAGGUGGCUAAAUAGAGGAAGAGGUGAAGGGUCAAGUCACCUAAGGGCGAGUGGGGUGAUGCAGCGCGAAUGGUCUGCGGCAUGGAGUACUCGCUGGAGGCUCUCAUGCAGGCGGGCCUCAUCUCUGUGGUCGGCGUCGCCAUCAUCAUGUCGAAUCUUCUCAUCAUCGCCACCUACCUCAACUACCGCGGUCCCUCCGAGGUGAUAAACUACUACUUAUUAUCAUUGGCUUCGGCAGACCUUCUUUGCGGUGUGCUAGUGGUCCCGCUUUCAGUACACUCGGCCCUGAUACGAGAUUGGGCAUACCCCAAACCCUUAUGUCGUCUUGUCGGCUACCUUGAGGUCACCCUAUGGGCCGUCUCGGUCUACACUUUUAUGUGGAUCUCUGUCGAUCGGUAUCUUGCUAUCAGAAAACCGUUGCGAUACGAGACCGUGCAAACGAAGACUCGCUGUCAGUGCUGGAUGGCCUUCACGUGGAUCAGCGUGGCAAUGAUGUGCUGUCCGCCCUUGCUUGGCCUCGACAAGGCGAAAUUCGACAAUGAGGCGUUCAUUUGCAUGCUGGACUGGGGCAACAUGGCCGCCUAUACAGUAACCCUCUCGAUUCUCGUUCUUGGUCCCUCGAUCAUCACCAUCGUCUAUACUUACUUCUACAUAUUCUCAAUGAUGAGGAGGUUGAGAUCCGGCGUGCCGAUUCAUGAUAAGGAAUACGCAACCGCCCUCUCGGAGAACCUGAGUAACCCAAGCCACAUCGUAUCCUUCGUUCUGGUGAUGGUCUUCUGGGUAUCCUGGGCACCGUACGCAGGACUCAAGAUUUACGCCGUGGUUAAUGGACCGCCCCAGGUACCAUUCUUGCAAUUCGCUGUGGUCUGGUUCGGCGUGACGAACAGCUUCUGGAAGGCUGUCAUCCUGGGAACGUUAAGUCCCCAAUUCCGCCUCGCGGUCCGAGUUCUUUGUGUGACCCUGUGCUGUCGGCACAGACGACUUCCGCCGGAACUACUUGGCUUGGACGACGAUGAUUAACGUUAUCUUCUGAGCAGCGAGGACGCAGGUUGUUGAGAUAAAUGAUGAGACAUGGGGAGGGGAAAGGAAGAUAAUUAAUAAAUAUACGAUAGAGGAAAAUAAAAUAUAAACGCGCGUGCGACCAUUCUACUCACGCCGCAUUCCUAGAGCAUCGCUUUACCUAUAUCGGUCCGAACCUCCUACGUGAACUCCAGUUGAACUCUUCCGAUCGCGUUGAAUCAUUCAAUGAAAAGGAAACUCUUCUAGCCUCGGUCAGAACGUUUAGUGACACACACCGAGCCGAGGCAAUAUUUUCGCAGCUUUGCGAACGUCGUCUGACGAUUCUUGGGUCAAAUGCAUAUUGGGCGACUUGAUUAGACGCUUUACAGCAAUACGUGCAUUUGUACGUGCUUACGUUGUAAAGUCUUGUACUUAACGAGUAAAAGAAGCGUAGCGGUAGGAAAUUAGUAAGGAAAGUGAAGAAGAGCAACAGUAGGGAUUGAGGAUAGUGCGUUUACUUAUGGUUAAAUAAAUUUAUAAAUAUAUAAUAAAAUUGUGCAGUAGCAGAGGAGCUGUGAUUAGAAAUACGCUUUUUUGCUACUCAAUAAAAAAAAUGAAUACCUAAAACGAGGAAACUAAGAUUUUUCAUGAUGAUGAAAACGUUGCUGGAAAUGUACAUGCAUUUGACCGAGACACAGAGGCUGUGUCUGUCAGAACGACUGGUAUCUAUUCGUCACCAGUUUUAUUCUAUGACUGUAGAAACGUUCCGAUUUGGCUGUAUGUUCACAUUGUCUAUAUAUUCUCGCUUCGCUCAAUUGUAGAGUCUGUUGCAUAGUGUAAAAAUUUCGUAACAAUGGAGAGAAAAAAAAUGGUGAGAAAAAAAUAUUAAAUAUAGUAAAUUACUAACCGUUGCCUAUCUAUGUUAAGAUCACGCUCAAUAAAUGUUGUAGCGAGCUAAAGAGGUAAUUACUAUUGUGAAAAUAAGAGUAAAGAAACAAAAUAUAUAUGAUGAUGAACUAGUCAAUUACAGAGAUGCCUCUAUGAAUGUGACGUGCUAUGAUGAAUUGUGCGUAAUUAAGAUCGUAGAACGCUUUAAAAAAUGAAUCGGGUUCCGAUUGCGCGAAUUUUAUGCUUUUCUAACGCGCUUCCCCCUCUCUUCAAUGCACGAAGGGUUCUCCCCAAAAACACCUCCAAUACAUACGGUUAAGGCAUGAGCAGUAUCCAGUCGUUUCCGGUAGAAGAUGCAAUAAUGUUAAACGGAAACGUAUUUCGUACUAGCUCGCUGUCUAACCGAUUCCACUGAACUUUCGGUUUACGGGACUCUGGUACUUUGUUUUUCUUACUUUUCGUUAGAUGAAAAUUCCAAAAUUUGUUUUUUCGAAUAGAUAAAACUCUUGACUCUAGAGCGUCUGAAGUUUGCGUAUACAGUAUGGAUACAAAAAUAAAGAAUUAUCUUGAAAUGGCAUUAUGAUCUCUUCAUGUUAUUAGAUAUAUAAUUAUCUAAAUUACCAUAAAAUUUAUCGUAUGGUCAUCAGAAAUUUUUAGAGGGAAUUUAUUGAAAAAAUUAAAAAAUUUUAUAAAUAUUGAAAUCAAAAGUCUAAUAAUGCCACGAGUCCCGUUGGUCGUGAGAUUUAAUCUUAAAUUCUCUACAUGUCGUACAUUCAUUAUUUAAUGCAAUAAACGCGUAGUGCAAUCAGCUGCAGUCGCAAGACUUAGCUAACACUUUCGAUUCGAUUCGAUUCGAUUACUUCACUAUUGUAUCCCAAAUUUCAUUAUUGGGAAUUUUUGGACAGUAGUCGCACCCUUGCGUAACCAAUUUUUUGAUUCUCUCCACGUCAAAGAAAGUCAUAGAGGGAGAGAGAGAGAGCGUAGUUUCUCGAUUAUAUAAUAAAUAACAAAAUCUUGUGCUGCUAUAUUUGCUGCUAUCGUUAUCACUUGUUUUGCUCUUUCCUCAUUAUUAAGUUCAUUUCCAUUUCUGAUUGCCCUUCUUGCACUUGCACUCUUUAUCACAUUGUUACCACUCACUUUCCCUUUCCUUUUAUCGAUACCUCUUCCACUGUAUAUUUUUUUUUAAAUUAUUGACAACUUUUGAAACUCAAUAAUUAGCCGCAUUGUUUUGGAAAAUUUUUCUUGGCGUUCUAUCCCAGUUUUUUUUUCUUUGCCUGUCUGAAACUGUCACCUGACUUUCAUUGAUCCCGGGAAGAAUUUCACGAAGCUCCUCGUCUCUUCACGUACAUCUUACGACGUCCUUCAAAUGUGAAUUACGCGUCCUUGAAGUAGAAGAAUACGUGGCUGCAAGAAUUUGCAUAAUAGAUGUACAUGAAACUACGGUCGCACGAAGUCCACACGAGAUGCGUCUCGAAGCUGUUCGAGAUAGAUUACUGAUAUAAGAUUAUACAAAUCCUCGUAGCCGAGUAUUGUCAAACUUGACACAAUACAAUUAAAAAUUGGCAAUGACAAUAUGUGCCAACCUAUCCCAACAAUAUACCUAACACAAAAAUGCAAAAUUUAAGAUACAAUCACAAAUUUCGUAUCAAUCUAAACCAUCAAUAUCCUGACCUCUAUAUACAAGUAUUGAUAGAACAAAUGUCAUUAAAGAUUGAAAUAACGAAUCGCACAGAGAAUUCGUCGUCGAACACGCAAGUCUUCAGGAUUUAAUAACCAGCUGAGUAAUACAAGAAUCAGUUACCAUUGAUGUUAUUCGCUAAUGGAACUAACUCAAUGUGAAAUUCAAGCUUCGAAUCAUGAAGCCUCUCAAUACGAAUCCCCGUUAGACAUAAAUUCAACCCACUAUAUAAAGGGUGAUACAAAAUUUUUCGUUACUUGGCAAAUCAAGAUUGUCAAUGAUCGAAAACUUUCGAGACACCUUCUAGUUCAAUCUUCCCCAAAAUUAAUCAGUAUUAUAAAAUAACAUUACAGCUGAUAAUGCUAAUAGACUAAUAUCAUUCUAAUAAGGGUAGGACGCGAUAAUUCCAAUCAAUUUUGUCGGAGACGGUGAGAGAACGGAAAGAGAGCGAGAGAGAGAGAGAGAGAGAAAAAAAGUGUCAUGUAUGUCUGUAUGGGAGAGUGUGCCAAUAUAUAGGGUGGAAUGUUUGGGGUGCGACAUCGCUAGUCUCGGUACAUGCAUACGAAAGGAAAAGAAGUUAUGGUCCCCUGGCAGUUUCCUGGGCGGCCUUCAUUAUUAACUAUUAAUUACACUUUUGUACCUAGUUGCUAGUUUUGUACUAGUUUUGUAACGUACCUCACCAUGGACGUGCUGUUAUUACAUAUUUUAAUGGUUGUUAAACGUUGAUUGAUAAAUUACAUUGUACGUGUUCACGUUGUAGAAUUCCAAUCGGUCGAUCGGAUCGAUGGGAUUGAUUGACCCAAGGUAAAAAGGAAAAGUAAAAAAAGAAAUAACGACAAAAAAGUAUACUCGGUGUGGUAACUGUACGAAUAGCUCGUUUCCAUAUUAAUUCCCCUUUGACUCGUCGAAUAAUACAUUUUCAAUCUCGUCCACGAUUUUACAAUCAAGUUUCGUAAUGGAAAAUGUACACUUUAUUUAUUUUCUUUUUUUAGUAUUCCUUCAACUCGUAUAUCUCAACGUUAAAUUUCAUAGCUGUAAUAAUAUUUGCACAUUCAGGAUACGUGAGCUGUAACAGCAACGACAAGAACAAAGUAAGGAAGAAAAAAAAUUCGUGAUAGAAUAUGGAUUUUUCGCAAUGAAUUUCAAUUCAAUAAAAUAUAUAUACUAUACGAUUCAUAUGAAACCCUUAAUUCAAUAUAUAAUAUUAUUUAUGAAUAUCGAUGGCCUACAUGUUCGAAUCGAGAUACCACACUUGGUAUAAGCUUUGUUACGUUCUCCGGUGUCACUGAGUUUCGCAACUGCUUCGGAAAAUUUAUAAAAUUAUCACCCGCUGUGGAAAAUCAUUUUUCGAAUUUCCUUUAGAUCUGACAUUUCUCUAGGUUUUUUUCUUUUUUUUCUUCACAGAAAUCAACCUCUUCCUGGAAACACAAAAAAUUUUGUAAAUCAAGAGAGACAAAAGAGAUACAAGUAUGACUAUAAAAAAUCAUAUAAACGCAAAGGUCGAAGCAAUCGCGACAUCCUGUGAAACGGAGAACGGGGUGAGACUAGAUGAUACAGUACGAUGUUGUAAUGGUAACGAAAUGAGUUUUCGAUAACGACGGUACAACAUUAUAAAUUAUCGUCCUAGGCUUUAGAGUAGAAUAUUAUUCCAAUAAUAAAUACAGUGAUAUCGUAGAUACAGCAAUUUCACUCUAUAUCGAAA